Molecule: messenger RNA, 1495 nt
Organism: Camellia sinensis
Lineage: Eukaryota; Viridiplantae; Streptophyta; Magnoliopsida; Ericales; Theaceae
Product: protein HAIKU1
Source: RefSeq, a predicted model, not a curated record
AACAGGGUAUGCUUUCUACUUUCUUAAUUUCAAUUCUAGGGUUUUUCUUCGGUUCUUCAUUUGAGCUUGAUUUUGUUCCAUGAUUCGAUUAUUGGUGUUUGAGAUUCGAUUUGGAAGUUCUGGGUAUUUCGUUUUGGAUGCUAGAAUGGUUUCAAAAUUUGAUUGAUUUGUGGAAACAAAACUGAAUCUGCGAUUCUCGAGCUGGUUAAAGCUUGGAUUUUUUUAUUUGUUUUUUUGAAAAUGGAUAACCGGAAUAAGCAUAAUGAUCAUUUGGGUGUGAACAAGAUGGGGAAAAACAUAAGAAAGAGCCCACUGCACCAACCCAAUUUUGCUAAUUCUGCUAGGCAACAACCUCAACCUCAGGUUUACAAUAUUAACAAGAACGAUUUUCGAAACAUUGUUCAGCAACUAACUGGUUCGCCUUCCCAAGAACCGCUGCCUAGACCUCCCAAUAAUCCGCCUAAACCCCCGAGCAUGAGGUUGCAGAAGAUCAGACCUCCGCCAUUAACACCCAUUAAUCGACCCCCAAUUCGAAUUCACCCCCCACCUCCACCUCAAGCCCCACCUAUGCCUGCAGCACCAAUUCCUUAUGGUAAUCCCUUUGUUAGACCACCUGCUCAAUUUGGUCAGCCAUCACCUACAAUGUUGCCACCUUUUACUCCUGGUGAUUCAGUUUGGCCAAAUACAGCUGAGUCUCCUAUCUCAGCGUAUAUGCGCUACCUGCAAAACUCAAUUAUAGAUUCGGGACCUAGGCAACCACAUCCUCAGGUUCCGGGUCCAUCGUCUGGUUUACUUCCUAACCCACACGUGCCUCUUUCCUCACCACGAAUGAGUGGUCCUCCGCCUCUUUUACCCUCUCCUACUUCUCAAUUCCUUUUGCCAUCACCUAGUGGUUUCUUGAAUUUGUUGUCUCCGCGGUCACCUUAUCCCUUGCUGUCUCCUGGGUAUCAGUUCCCUCCACCGCUGACACCAAAUUUUGCAUUUUCUCCCAUGGCUCAGCCGGGGCUUUUAGGUCCCGGGCCUCAACCUCCGCUUUCUCCUGGCAUUGCAUUUCCAUUAUCUCCUUCAGGAUUUUUCCCCAUUUCAAGUCCUGGAUGGCGGGGUCAGUAGUCCUAGACAGCUGUAAACUGUUUGUGGUUUCCACACCUGAGCCUCAGUGAGGAUGUUCUUUCUGGUGACUAACCUCCUUGGUAUGGGAGCUUCACUUGUGAAAAUCUGAUGUAUACAAGUUCUUUGGAAGUAUUUAGUUUUAGUUUUUUGGUCUUGUUUCCUUUCCUUGUUUUCAUUUGUCAAUAUCGAUAUCAAGGUUUGUAUUGAGAUUUUGAUUAUGUAACAGCUGCAAUCUGUCUGUUUCCUAGGGCUAGUUUAACUUUAGGUGAUUUAAAAUUAGUGAAGAUUGGAGAAUUCAUCCAGACCCUUCAGCAAUGUUGUAACAUGUAAGAAGGUAGGAUGAUAUACAUUGAAAUUUAUACUCUGCUUGAAGAGUUUUUGUAUU